Messenger RNA from Pygocentrus nattereri (red-bellied piranha), 3503 nucleotides. It is a transcript of the gene naxd, whose product is annotated as NAD(P)HX dehydratase. The transcript is spliced from 11 exons. Gene Ontology annotation, biological process: metabolite repair. Lineage: Eukaryota; Metazoa; Chordata; Actinopteri; Characiformes; Serrasalmidae. The record is from RefSeq and is a predicted model, not a curated record. Bases 460 to 2331 code for a protein of 623 amino acids. Gene Ontology annotation, molecular function: ATP-dependent NAD(P)H-hydrate dehydratase activity.
UCGUGUUUGUUUACGGCUUUAUAUCCUGAUUUUUACGCCAAGAGAGUACUCUGCCACCCGUCUCUGUGACGUAGUACACACAAUGUGUAGGACGUAUGUGUUGUUGCUACGGAGCGCCGCUCAGAGGAAGUUUUUAAGCAGCUUUGCAGAAACCAGUUUGGAUAAUCCGCUCUGUAAUGCAGCGCAGACGCCUUUGUUAGCCUUUCUGGAUGCAUGUACAUUCAAUUGCUCUGAUCACGAGAAGAUAACUGAUCCACGUUAGGCUCGGUUUUCCCAGCAGUCGCCGCUAAGUGAUAUGGCGUGCACGAAGAAAGGUAGCCAGUCAGCUAACUAACGUUAGCUAGGUUCUAGCUAGCGAGUCAGUUUGAAUGCUAAACCAGCUAGCUUAACGUUGAAUGAGUGUGGUUCGCAAAAUUCUGUCACAUCGUCGUUUGUUGCCUGCUGUGACGGCUUAACACCAUGUUAGUGAAUCCAACGCGAGGUUUCCACUGGUCAGACGCGGAGACGAGAGCACUGCUGAACAUUUGGGGGGAACAUGACGUCCAAACGGCGCUCGACGGAAACUUUCGAAACAGUCACGUUUACCGCGACGUAGCGGGUCGUUUGGGAGAUAUGGGCUACGAUCGGACGCCGGACCAGUGCAGAGUGCGGGUGAAAAGCCUGAAAAGACAGUAUUUUCAAGCAAAGAAAGCAUCAAAGAAAAAUAGCCAGUGUCAUAAGAUCUUUAAAUUCUACGAGGAAAUGGAGAGGAUACUGAGCAGCAGAUCAUCGGCCACGUUAGAUUCCCAGGACAUAGACAGUGUCGCUGUUGAAGGCGAUGAGACGAUGGAUGGCACCGAAGAAGAUGGUGAGAGCAUAGACCAGCCCCAGGACUCUGACAUGGAAGGCACUGGAGAAUGUUCCAAUGUUGAAUAUCCUGUGAAGAUCGAGUAUCCAUCCUACCCCAUCCCGGUGACCGUUGGUAGCAGCAGCAGUAUACCAGCAAAACAGAGCAGCUUGCAGCCCAACAGCAUGCCGUCCUCUUCAGCAAGCAGAGCGAAACGUUUCAAAAAGCGCUUCACAAACCUGUCCCUGGAAAAACUGAUGGAGAAGUUUCUGGAGCAGAGUUUGGAAGCAGAAGAGAAUUUCUAUAGACUCGAGGAGCAGCGACUUCAAGCGGAGGACCUCCGUAGGGAGACGGAACACACUAGAGAGUUGCAUAUGCUGCAGAUGCUUGGCCAGAUGUUUGCUGGUCUUUCCAGACCUGUGGCUACACAAUCGCCUGCUACCCAGCCCACCCGUAACUCCCAUACUGGUGCCCCUGUACCUCCUACACGUCUAUACUUUGGCAACCAUAGCAGUCAAGCUUCGGAGGCUGAGUAUGCUAACAGCAGUCAGCAAGCUGCUCCAGUCAUAGAGCGGUCAUUCUCCCUGGGAAGGGCAGCACACAGAAGCAUGGACAGUGUCCUCCCUUUGAUUAAAAAUACCAUUCCUCCACUAACAUCCAAAAAGCACAAGGGUCAAGAUGGCCGUAUUGGAGUCAUUGGAGGAUGUCAAGAGUACACUGGGGCUCCAUACUUUGCAGCCAUUUCUGCAUUAAAAGUCGGUGCAGAUCUGUCCCAUGUUUUCUGCACCAAAGAUGCUGCCACUGUGAUCAAAUCCUAUAGUCCUGAGCUCAUAGUUCAUCCUGUGCUAGACAGUCCUAAUGCUGUGGAGGAGAUUGAGAAAUGGCUGCCGAGGUUACAUAGUCUGGUGGUGGGUCCUGGCUUAGGGAGGGAAGAUGUGAUCCUCAAGACUGCUAAGGAGGUUAUUGAAAAGUCAAAAUCCAAAGGAAUUCCAGUUAUCAUUGAUGCAGAUGGACUUUGGUUAGUUGCUAAGGAGCCAUCAAUCAUCCAGUUUUAUCAAAGAGGCAUUUUAACGCCCAACUUCAUGGAGUUCAGUCGUCUCUAUGAGGCUAUGCACCGUGAGCCUCUGGACAGCACAGACCUCAAGGGGAGUGCCCAGCAGCUGAGCAUUGCAAUGGGCAAUGUGACCCUGGUUUUGAAGGGCGAGGAGGAUAUCAUCACUGAUGGCAACAGAGUGAUAACAUGUAGUCACCAGGGGAGUGGACGUCGGUGUGGGGGGCAGGGAGACCUGCUCUCUGGAGCUCUAGGUGUCUUUGCCCAUUGGGCAUUCAGCUCAUUCCCAGAUGCAACCAAAGGUAUGAAUCCAACACUGGUGGCUGCAUUUGCCGCUACCUCAUUGACUAGGCAGUGUAACAGGCAAGCCUUCGACAAACAUGGUCGAGCCACCACCACCUCCGACAUGAUCCAGGAGAUCUGCACUGCCUUCAGAAAGCUGUUUGAAAGCUGAACUAAACACAAACUCUGUUCCACGGGCACUCAGCGUUGUUUCAGCCAUGUGCAACAUCUUCUGUUUUCACUAGCUCACCUUCUUAACCAAGACAGGAAGCAGGGAAAUCCGAUGUUGUGGUCUACACUGCUCAUCUACACACUCAUCACACAAUUCUCAUACACCAUGGUCAUUCUGCUCAGUCUCAAUAAGCAUUUUUUUUUUUUUUGUUUGUUUCUUUGUGUGUCCACCAUCCACCAUUUCUGGCUCGGUCUGAAUGUUUUCCAUCAUAUUUUUAUUUUUGAGUUCUAUGUCCUUUUGUUGUAGCAUAGCAACAAGAAAACAAGAGAUCCCUGAAAGUGAUCUAGAGUAGCCUUUCCCAGUUUUUUUGUGAUCCAUUGCUCAGAAAUGGAUGCUGAUCAGCAGACAGACAGGACAAGACAUUCAAUAGUGUAUUGUCUAAUUGGAGCCACAGAUCUAGAACGUAUAUGGCUGCCAGGACUUUCCUGUUUUUAGAAGGAAAAAAAAAAAAACUACUCCCAGUUGAUGAUGAUGAUGAUGGUGCUGGUGAUGUAGCCGGACUGUUUUACCCCUAAAAUUCAGCUAUACAACUAUCCACCCUAACCUACUACAAAUACAGGUCAUAGUAUUGCAGAAUAAAACAUGAAGACAUUAAUGCAAUUCAUAGUGAACAACUAAGAGACUGAAAUAAGCUGAAUGAUAUUAUAAUUAUUAGCGUGCACACCAGCACCUCUCUUUGCUGGUAUUGUUUUUUGCAAUUAGCAGGACUUUUAUUUCAAAGUGCCUCUUGUAGGUUUUGAAUCCUAUGUCAAUCACCAGCCCUUUCUUUCUUAACAGUAUUGUAGGUUAACAUACACAACAGUGGUUUUGUAUGAAUUUAGUCCUAUAACAAAUCUCUAUUGUUAGUGGAACCCUUCCUGUUAGAGUCCCAUAUAAUUAUGAUUCAUUGACUGUGGUGCUCUUUGAUAUCUGCAUAUUUUGUUAGAAAAUGUAGUUUAUAAAAAUACACCCACACAUUAAAUUCUUUGCUGCGAGUAAUAUGCUUAAGAAGAGUGGUCAAUAUUCCUUAUUAGGGCUGAAACUAUAUGCAAAGGUCAUGUCUAGUCUCAUAUACCCUUGUGGCUCUAGAAAUGUAUCUCGUGCUCUGAAUAUUAAAACAUUCUUGGACGCCA